Molecule: messenger RNA, 1677 nt
Organism: Metarhizium acridum CQMa 102
Lineage: Eukaryota; Fungi; Ascomycota; Sordariomycetes; Hypocreales; Clavicipitaceae
Biological process (GO): protein N-linked glycosylation
Cellular component (GO): endoplasmic reticulum membrane
Molecular function (GO): alpha-1,2-mannosyltransferase activity
Source: RefSeq, a predicted model, not a curated record
AUGGUUGCAGCUAUUUCCGCUCCGAUUCAGGAUUGUGAUGAGACGUUUAAUUACUGGGAACCAGCGCACUAUCUGUCCCAUGGAUAUGGCUUGCAGACUUGGGAGUACUCACCAGACUUUGCCAUCCGGAGCUGGCAUUAUGUUGGGCUUCAUUCGAUAGUCGGCAGCGUUCGUAGAUUGCUGCCCCAGUCGUCAAAGGUGUCUGAAUUUUACUUUAUCCGCUACGUCCUUGCCUUUGUUUGCGCCCUCUGCCAGACUGUCAUGUUCAAAGCCAUCAGCCUGACUAUGAACGGCAGAAUCGGCAUGUUCUUUUUAAUAGCUACUGUUAUCUGCCCCGGAAACUUUCACGCUAGUGCGUCAUUCUUGCCAUCCAGUUUUGCAAUGUACAUGUGUAUGCUUGGUGCGGCGUCAUUUAUGAACUGGCGCGGCGGCAUCAAGACUGCACACGGCAUUUUUUGGUUUUCUGCUGCAGGGAUUCUUGGCUGGCCCUUUGCUUCAGCACUCUGCGCUCCUUACCUUUUGGAAGAGUUGGUCCUUGUCCUUUUCAGUGAUAAGGAUGCUUUCAUUGAGUCCAUUGUCCGGUGCUUCCGUGGCGUGAUUGCCGGGUUGAUAGUUUUGUUCUUUGACUUCUUGAUCAACCUCUUCUUUUACAAGAAGAUUGCUGUGGUCAGCUGGAACAUUGUCAAGUACAACAUCUUCUCAUCAACGGGCGGCCCCGAUUUGUAUGGGACCGAACCUUGGACAUUCUACUUCAAGAACCUGGCACUGAACUUUAAUAUUUGGUUUAUCCUGGCACUAUUGGCAUUGCCAUUAUUUUUACUCCAAAAAGUCACUUCAUCAUCGGGACAGGGCUUCCAGUCCGGGCUGCGUACCGUAGUGUUUGUGGCGCCAUUCUAUAUGUGGCUAGCCAUCUUCACAGCACAGCCUCACAAGGAAGAGAGAUUCAUGUAUCCCGUGUAUCCGUUUUUGACUCUCAAUGCUGGUAUUUCUCUUCACAUCAUCUUGGCCGCGGUUGGAAGUACUGACCCGAGCACGAUUGCUGGAAAGAUUCCUGCUCGACUGAAGUUCUUGGCCGUCAGCGCUGUGAUGCUUUUGGCUUUAGAUGUUAGCCUUGCUAGGAUUUACGGCAUUUACUCGGCAUACUCCGCACCGUUACGUAUUUACUCGAGGCUGUGGCAAUCUAGCCACGGCCAAGCAUCAGUGGGCAGGGAAGAAGAUAUCGUAUGUUUCGGAAAAGAGUGGUAUCGCUUCCCUUCAUCUUACUUCCUACCACGCAAUAUGCAUGCCAAGUUUAUUCGGUCUGAAUUCCGCGGUCUUUUGCCUGGUGAAUUCUCUGAAGCUAAGAUUGGAUUCGGCUUCUGGAGUGGUACCUGGCUUCCAACGAGUGGCCUCAACGAUCGAAAUGAGGAGGACCCUGGCAAGUACGUCGACAUCAGGGCAUGCUCGUUUCUAGUCGAUACCCAAUUUCCUAUGCGGACUGAGCCCUUGCCUCCGAACGAACCGGACUACAUAGCCGACAAGGACACGUGGGAGAUUGUCCAAUGUAAGCCGUUCUUGGAUGCUGCGAACACGCAUAUCUUGGCAAGGACUUUAUGGGUUCCCGAGCUGGGGAUUAUACCAGAGAAGUUCAGAAGAAAGUGGGGGCAACAUUGCUUGGUACAGCGUAAGAGCGUCUAA